Messenger RNA from Elaeis guineensis (African oil palm), 964 nucleotides. The record is from RefSeq and is a predicted model, not a curated record. Lineage: Eukaryota; Viridiplantae; Streptophyta; Magnoliopsida; Arecales; Arecaceae.
UCUCCUUUUAGCCGCAUUCAUUCCCGCGACAAUGUUCUCCGGCUCCCCCUGCCCUCGAGAUUGGAAGAAGAGAUCGCGGAGGAGAAAAAGCGACGCCGCCUUCGGGAAGAGGGAUAGAGUGAGAACCCUAACCCCCAGAAAAAGGAAGCGACGAUGAGCGGGAGCGGGACGAAGAAGGUGGUGGAGGCGGCCGCGAAGGCCACCAAGUCGAUCGAUUGGGACGGCAUGGCGAAGCUCCUCGUCUCCGAGGAGGCCCGCAAGGAGUUCGCCAACCUCCGCCGCUCUUUCGACGAAGUCAACCACGCCCUACAGACUAAGUUCAGCCAGGAACCCGAACCCAUUGACUGGGAAUAUUACAGAAAAGGAAUUGGAUCUCGCUUGGUGGAUAUGUAUAAAGAGGCUUAUGAGAGCAUAGAGGUCCCUAAGUACGUUGACAAUGUGACUCCAGAGUACAAGCCCAAGUUUGAUGCUUUGUUGGUGGAGUUGAAAGAAGCAGAACAGAAGUCUCUGAAGGAUUCAGAAAGGUUGGAGAAGGAAAUUGCUGAGGUUCAAGAGAUGAAGAAGAAGAUUAGCACCAUGACCGCAGAUGAGUAUUUCGAGAAGCACCCUGAGCUCAAGAAAAAGUUUGACGACGAAAUCCGUAAUGACUACUGGGGAUACUGAACGAUAGAUCAUUUGGCUGUUCAAUGCUUUCUUGUGACUGAACAAUAAAGAACAAGCACCCUGAGCUCAAGGAUAAUGCGGUUUUUCCUUGUACUUUAGAAGGUAUCAGUAUUUGCUGGUGUUUUGUUAAAUUUAUCGUUGUUGAGAGUUGGAACUAGGUGUUAUCACCUGAUUACACUACGUCUUCUGAGGGGGGCCUUGCUGUUGAACCGUUACACCUUGUCGAUUGUGGCAAGGCCGCAAGGUGCAGGUUUCGUGUAAAGAGCAUUACGCCAAUAAAUAUGAAAUCUCGGUUCGGCAA